This is a messenger RNA of Cynara cardunculus var. scolymus (artichoke), 946 nucleotides long. RefSeq names its product endochitinase EP3-like. Lineage: Eukaryota; Viridiplantae; Streptophyta; Magnoliopsida; Asterales; Asteraceae. The transcript is spliced from 2 exons. The coding region runs from base 7 to 810 and encodes 267 amino acids. Gene Ontology annotation, biological process: carbohydrate metabolic process; chitin catabolic process; cell wall macromolecule catabolic process. Gene Ontology annotation, molecular function: chitin binding; chitinase activity. The record is from RefSeq and is a predicted model, not a curated record.
ACCACCAUGAAAACACUCUCAAUCCUCAUUUUCGUCGGCCUACUUUUCGCCGGAAUCCUCCACAUCACCGCCCAGAACUGCGGCUGCAGUCCGGACUUGUGCUGUAGCCAGUUCGGUUAUUGUGGCAGCGAUGAGACAUACUGUGGCACCGGCUGCCAGGAAGGGCCGUGUUUCGGAUCUUCUCCGACCAAUGACGUGUCGAUUGCUAGCAUCGUGACAGAUGCAUUCUUCAAUGGGAUAGUGGACCAAUCGGACGGCGGUUGUGUCGGAAGAGGGUUCUAUACACGUGCCGCCUUCCUUGAAGCCGUGGAAAACCAUCCCCAAUUCGGUAGAGUCGGUUCUGAAGAAGAUUCGAGGCGGGAGAUCGCAGCGUUCUUCGCUCAUGUCACCCAUGAAACCGGACAUUUUUGUUUCAUCGAAGAAAUAAAUGGAGCUUCGCAAGAUUACUGUGACGAAACUGUUACUCAAUACCCAUGUAACCCUAGCAAGCUUUACUACGGUAGAGGUCCGAUCCAACUGACGUGGAAUUUCAACUACGGUCCAGCCGGACAGAGCAUUGGGUUCGAUGGGCUGGGCAAUCCUGAAAUCGUGGCCACUAAUGCCGUAAUCUCUUUCCGGACUGCGUUAUGGUUUUGGACAACCAAUGUUCAGUCAGUAUUAAGCCAAGGGUUUGGAGCCACUAUCCGAGCCAUCAAUGGACGACUCGAAUGUGAUGGUGCUAAUCCAGACACCGUAAGUGCUCGUGUUCGCUACUUCACCGAGUAUUGCAACCAACUUGGCGUUACACCCGGCGAUAAUCUUCGUUGUUAGACCAUCUGAAAAUGUGUUUUUUCUGCCUUCAAUACGAUCUCGAAUCACUUGAAAUAUGUAUACUUAAAUAAUACAAAAGAAAAAUAUUACUCUUCUAUUGUUGGGUGCAAUACGAGGUUCGAUCAAGAUUGAAAUA